Molecule: messenger RNA, 288 nt
Organism: Acanthoscelides obtectus
Lineage: Eukaryota; Metazoa; Arthropoda; Insecta; Coleoptera; Chrysomelidae
Source: the annotation of a GenBank genome assembly
AUGAAACGACGCCAACGUGUUGUUUAUUUCAGUAGCUUCUGUAUCGUAAUUGUAGUAGGUCGUGCUUUUACGACAGCGCGGAAUCACGUGUUUUUUGAGGUUACGUUACGUAUUUUCGCAUUUGUUUACAAGCGUGAAACUGUUACAAAAUAUUUGCAUACAGUGCUAAGUUUGGGUACUGACGAAGCUUUUAACAUUAAUGGUGCGAAAUUACGUUCGUAAAACCGAUAGAGGGGGUUGGACGGAAGAGCAGAUGAAGAAUGCUGUUUUAGCAGUAGUGGAAAAUAA